UACUCCAUCUGUCAACCCCAGUAAGAUUAUGGUAUUUUUCCUCUUAAAAAGAGGCUGCGGAAAGCUUCAAGAAAACAGAGAAAUAUUUGGCUUAGAAAUGGCAAGCUCCUGCUUCUUCUUCUUCUUCUUCUUCUUCUUCUUCUUCUUCCUGGCUUCCAUUGUAGAUGUCGGACAAGGCCAAAAUGGGUGUCCUGAAUUACGGUGUGGAGGACAAGGCCCAGCCGUCCGAUUUCCUUUCCGGCUUAAAGACCGCCACCCAGACCACUGUGGCUUUCCUGGGUUUCUUCUAUCCUGCACUGGUACCAACGAAACGGUACUCGAGCUGCCCAUUUCUGUAAAGCUCUUUGUCAAAAAGAUUGACUACAAAUCUCAGGUAGUUAAAGUACAGGACCCAAAUCAUUGCUUUCCAAGGCAACUUCAGGGACUCGAUUUGUCUUCCUCGGAUUUUCAAUUCCAAGAAAGAAAUCUUCAGUCUUUUGCCUUAUUUAAUUGUUCCCAAACAAAAACAGAAGAUGAGCGUCGGAUCUCUUGUCUUAGUGGCCCUAGCCACCAAGUUUAUGCCGUGCUUUAUGGUGAACUCAUUACCGACUUGAUCGAGUCAUCAUCUUGUACAAAGAUGUAUAGUCUUCCAUCAAUUCCAUCUGAUUUAGUAUUCGGUGAUGAUAACACUCGUCACUUUAAGUGGUCUAUACCAGACUGCCGAUACUGUGACGUGGAAGGCAAGAAUUGCAAAUUGAAGAAUACGGGCACGAGCACUCGAUCAGAGAUUGUGUGCGUCCCCAAACACCCUAAAGGUGCAUUCACGAAAAAAGUGAUUACUGGUACGUUGUUUGUUUCCCAUUUGAGAUUUUCAUUUUCUGAGAUAAAUGGAAGUUCGUGACCCACGAUUGUUUACAGUGCAGGUGUCAUCCUAGGUUCAUUUCUGUUAGCAUUAGCUGUCUUUGCUCUCUACCGUUUCUAUAGUUAUGAUAAAAUUGAGAAAGAAUAUCGA
Juglans regia (Persian walnut) is the source of this 991-nucleotide messenger RNA. RefSeq names its product putative RING-H2 finger protein ATL21A. Bases 29 to 880 code for a protein of 283 amino acids. Gene Ontology annotation, molecular function: polysaccharide binding. The transcript is spliced from 2 exons. The record is from RefSeq and is a predicted model, not a curated record. NCBI's taxonomy places the organism in Eukaryota, Viridiplantae, Streptophyta, Magnoliopsida, Fagales, Juglandaceae.